Ruditapes philippinarum (Manila clam) is the source of this 454-nucleotide messenger RNA. RefSeq lists its product as uncharacterized. The record is from RefSeq and is a predicted model, not a curated record. Lineage: Eukaryota; Metazoa; Mollusca; Bivalvia; Venerida; Veneridae.
GUAUCAGUGUAUUUAAUAGUUGUAUGAUAAUGCUAUGUAUUGUGGCGCUCUGGUGCACCUUUGACUCUGCAGGCAGAAAGUGGGUCAAGUUUAAACGCUACCAGGAAAGCAUGAAAGAAAAGGCACACAGAUCACGAAGGUCAGGUAGCGCUCGUAGAAACUGGAGACAAAGGUUGCUACAUCCUAGGGAAAGGCAGCAACAUUACCAGUGUCAGUAUAUGCAGAGGAAAGCAAUGAGAGCUUAUGAGGAAAGUUGGGACAGGAGACUAGGACUCAUGUGUUGUUGUGUGGAAAGAAAAGGCAGAAAUAAGGUACUUAUACAAAUGUGCCAAAAUGACUCAUCUGCCAUUCCUAAUGCAAGAUAAAAUUCUUAACAUUUGUUAAACAAAUAGAAACGCCAGUCUGAUAUCCCUUGCUGUCUGUCCCACUGCUUGUCAACUGACAAAACAAUGGA